CCAGUUCUCUGUGCAACAGGGAGCUAAGCAGAACACUUACACUAUUUAACAUCAAUCGGAGUUACAAACUAUUCUGCAGUCGAAUUUCGAAAAAUUACCGGCACGAGUCCAAAAGCAUUAAAAAAAAGAGAGGAGAUACAUAAGGGAGGAUGAGGCUCCUGGCGAUUUCAUUGGUCUUGCUCCACCUAAUUCUCGUCAUUCAUCUAUCUGACGCCCGAGAAAUCACGCACGAGGAUAUCAAAGAUGCCAUGCUGAGUCUCGUCCACAUGAUGCGAGAGAACACAGAGAAGCUGGAGAGGCACGAGGUCAGAGAGCGCCAAUUGGGUGAACAAGUUAAAAAGGCCAUUAGUCUUUUAUCGAAGAGAGUCUCAGCUAUUGAUGGACUCAAGACGCAUCUCACUAAGUUGGAUGAGAGAAUGGCAGGGAUCGAGCAAUUAAUUUCACAGAGAGACGAGAGAGAGAGAAUUCAAAUGCAAAAAACAGCGGACGGCGUUGAACUCUUGGAGAGUCAUCUAAACAGUUGGUUCACGGAUGUGGAUAGCAAACUCGCUGAGAAUAAUCGUCGAACCGAUACCGAAGUACCGAGAAUUCACGAUAAUAGGCCUUCCGAGAUAAUGACAAAACUCAAUAAAACGGAGGCAGCUAUUGGUGGUGAACUCGUCAAACUGGAGUUUGCACUCGAAGCUAUUACCAACAAGCUGGGGGAUGCGCCUGCCAAGCUCCUUGUUGUGUCUGAAGAGGUGGAAAAAAUUGGGACCAGAAUCAGUGAUAUGGAAGCUUCCCUGGAGGUUCUGAAGUCAAGUACUCAACAACUUCAUGAGAAGGUCGGUGAGAAGGCGGAGGUCAGCCCUGCACUCGAGGGACAGGCCGAGACGCUUAUGAGACUGAAAGAACUUGCAGAAGACACUUCCGAGAGGAUCCAACAACUUCCAAUGACAACUGACGUUCAUGCGCUUCACAACGAGACCCAGGCAGUUCUCCAGGAGACAAAGCACGCCCUCAGGGAAGCUAUAGCGCGCGAGGUGCAUGAAAUCGACGUAAAUGUGCAGGAGACGAAUCAGGAAACGAAGCAUGCAAUUGGUGAAUUGAGGUUGGAUAUGGCGAAUAAUGUAGAUCGCGUGAAUGAGGGGCUGAAUGACCUCGUGAAAGGCCAUUCAGUUAUGAUGGCCAUGGCAGAUGACGUUCUGGACACGAAGAAACGAGUGGAAUAUGGGGUUCACCAGAUUCUCCUGGAAGUUGGCGAUUUAGUGAAAACUCAGAGUAUUCACAUCAAUGAUACCCUCAACUCCAGGUUCGAUGGCAUCUCCAAUGACAUAAUGGAUAAUCAGAAUGGAGCUGUUGCCAAUUUAACCACGAAGAUGGAGCAGGAGAUGAAUCAAGUCUGGAGGCAGAUCAAUGUGAUGUACCAGCAGAUGACUGAGAGUGCUAAAGCUCUGGAGAAGCUGCACAAGCAGAAUGAAGCUUAUGUGAAUGGGACAACCACGACGUUGGGGGGAAUGGAGAGUAAAGUCGAAGAGAUCACGAAACGCAUGUCAGAGGUCGACGAGAACCUGAACUACCUCCUGGGUAGGCUCUUCCUGGUGACCCAGGAGUUCAAUCAGAUAAAAUCGGGUCUGGGUGCAGCCCUGGACAACAUAAAGGCCUCGUUCAAGGAGGUCCAGGAAAAAGCCAAUGACCUGAGCAAUCCUGGCCCGCAUCCUGUCCCCGAGAACUACAAGGAGAUGGAUGAGACACCCAAGAACGAGGACGGACAUAUACCGGAGAUAAUAAGCCACGUUAAGUCGUAUUAAAAUGUACGGGUACUUAUUAUCCUCCAUUCCUUCAGUCCUAUUUCUGAGAGAACUAAAGUGCCUUGAGGAUCUUCAAGAGAUGAAUAACAUCUUGGGAAAAAAUUAUUCGAACUAUUCCAACUAUUUGAAACAUUCACAACUGAUUGAACUGAACGUACCCGCAAUUAUCUCGUGAAGGAGUGGGUUUACCGGAAAAUGUGAUAUGAACUUUUUUUUAGAGAAUUUAAUUCUCUGCAAAAACUAUCUAGGGACAUUAGCCUCUAAAACCAGUCGUUCACGAGACAGACCUGAAAGUAGCCCUUCCACCUCAUUAAUAAUUGUGCCUAUUAUCGUUUUAUCGGUUUUGUAUAAAUCCAAGCAUCGUCAGAGCCAUUUACAAGUCCCAAUGUACAUUAAAUAGAUUGACUUCGUCCAUACAAUUUCGUGAUUCAUUGUUUCAAAAAAUCAAAUCAACAAUUUUAACAAAUGAAUUGUUUUGAAAAAUUAAUGAAAAUUCCUCUGAAUUUUUUUUUCACUGCAAUUAAUCACAAAAGUCUUUACGCAAUCAAUUAAUUAAAUAAUGCUAAUAAUAAUAAUAAUCCCAAGUAAUUUUCGUAACAGAAGAUCCUCCAUUUUCCCAAUGAAAUUUAUUUCACACUCUUCCCUUUAGUAUUAUUUUCUCGCCCAAUUAGCGUAAACGUAAUUCCAUGUAUGAUUAGUUUAGAAUUUUUUUAUGCCUCUACCCAUUACAAAAUUAAUAAAAGCGUAAAAUAAAGGAUAAAAUUAAAGAAUAGGAAGAUGGGAGAAUACCUGUAAUGAAUUAAAUCAUCAAUAUUGUCGCCUGUCAACAAAUUGUUUUUACUAUUUACUUAUUUCAUCAAUAAAUCUUAUGACAUUCGUUCUGAA
This is a messenger RNA of Diachasma alloeum, 2675 nucleotides long. RefSeq lists its product as uncharacterized. Gene Ontology annotation, cellular component: plasma membrane. The record is from RefSeq and is a predicted model, not a curated record. Lineage: Eukaryota; Metazoa; Arthropoda; Insecta; Hymenoptera; Braconidae. The transcript has 9 exons. The coding region runs from base 150 to 1790 and encodes 546 amino acids.